Dendronephthya gigantea is the source of this 3105-nucleotide messenger RNA. Its product is annotated as 97 kDa heat shock protein-like. Gene Ontology annotation, biological process: protein folding. Gene Ontology annotation, cellular component: nucleus; cytosol. Lineage: Eukaryota; Metazoa; Cnidaria; Anthozoa; Malacalcyonacea; Nephtheidae. The transcript is spliced from 20 exons. Gene Ontology annotation, molecular function: ATP-dependent protein folding chaperone; ATP binding. The record is from RefSeq and is a predicted model, not a curated record. The coding region runs from base 137 to 2770 and encodes 877 amino acids.
UUCCUCUUAUUUAAACUUGCCUCAGUUGCCUGCCAUAUUGAAAGUUUAAAAUUUUGAAAUAUCAGUUGACUGACACGUGCUUUGAAGAGUUUCUUUAAAAACCCAGUAAAUACGCUUACCAAAAGUUAUAUAAGAGAUGUCCGUAGUGGGUUUUGAUGUUGGGAACCAGUCUUGUUUUAUCGCGGUGGCGAGAGGUGGUGGAAUUGAAACUAUAGCUAAUGAAUACAGUGAUAGGCGGACACCUUCUUAUGUAUCUUUUGGUGAAAAGCAGCGCUAUUUGGGAGUUUCUGCUAAAAACCAGGAACGAACAAAUGUGAGGAAUACUGUGAGUCAGUUCAAGAGAUUGAUUGGGAAGAAAUUUUCUGAUGCAGAUAUACAGCAUGAACUGAAAACAAGGAUGAUUCCCUACACCAUUGUUGAACAACCUGAUGGAAAGAUUGGAAUCAAAGUCCAAUGUCUAGGGCAGGAAUCCAUAUUUAGCCCGGAGCAAGUCAUGGCAAUGUUGUUAACUUAUCUUAAAACAACAGCAGAAAAUGUUAUCUCUACUAAAGUUGCAGAUUGUGUAAUAUCGGUUCCAUGUUACUACACAGAUCAGCAAAGAAGGGCGAUGCUUGAUGCAGCCCAUACAGCAAGUUUAAACUGUCUGAGAAUAAUGAAUGAUACAACAGCAGUUGCUUUGGCGUAUGGUAUAUAUAAACAAGAUCUUCCUGAGGAGAAUGCUAAGUCAAGAAAUGUUGCAUUUAUUGAUUUUGGCCAUGCCUCGUUGCAGACAUCAAUUGCAGCUUUUAAUAAAGGAAAACUUAAGAUUCUAUCUACAGCGUCGGAUUCUAGUCUCGGUGGACGUGAUUUUGAUGAAAAACUGGUGGAACACUUUUGUGAUGAUUUUAAGACCCGUUAUAAAAUUGACGUAAAGGGGAACAAAAAAGCAUAUCUGAGACUUGAAGCGGAGUGUGAGAAGUUAAAGAAAGUGAUGAGUUCUAAUUCUGUUGAAAUACCCAUGGCUAUUGAUAAUUUUGUUGAUGAUAAAGAUGUCGUUGGAAGGAUGAAACGAGAAACGUUUGAAGAAAUGUGUAAACCGUUAUUCAUAAGAGUAGAAAAUUGUUUAAAACAGUUGCUCCAGCGUUCAGGAUUAAAGAAAGAAGAUGUGGAUGCUGUGGAGAUCGUCGGUGGAUCAAGCCGAAUACCCGCUGUUAAGAAUCGCAUUCGUGACGUUUUCAACAAAGAAACUAGUACAACUUUGAAUACAGAUGAAGCCGUGUCCAGAGGAUGUUCCUUGCAGUGUGCAAUGUUAUCGCCGGCAUUCCGUGUACGAGAUUUCAACGUACAGGAUGUUUCCUCCUAUCCAAUCAAACUCACGUGGGACUCAGUUGGAGGAGAAGAUUCUGGGUCAAUGGACGUUUGCGAUGAUGGCCACGCUUUUCCUUUCCUUAAGCAACUAACAUUUUAUAGAAGAGAAGCUUUUGAUUUGAGUGCAUUUUACUUACGUGAAAACUCUCCGGCACUAAUAGGUCGAUUUUCAGUCAAAAAUGUGACUCCAACAAAGGAUGGUGAAUCUUCAAAGAUCAAAGUAAAGAUUCGUAUGGAUAUUCAUGGUAUCUUCUACGUAUCUAAGGCGCAAAUGAUUGAAAAGAUUCCAUCCGACGACGAAGCUGCUUGUGAACCGAUGGAAACACAGCCUGUGGCGGAAACUGAGAAUCCUGAGAAGAAUGUCACCGAUGCAGCAGAAGAUGGUGUGAAAAAUGGACCACAGGGUGAAGAUGAACCUGAUGUGAAAAAGGAGGAUACACGACAACCUAUGGAUACAGACGAGGGGUUAAAAGAUCCUGCUCCUAAUACUGACAACACUGAUCAAGGUGAACCUAUGUCGGAGAACACCACAGAACAAGCUACAAAUGGCGCAGAAAAGCAAGAGACGCCUAAGAAACAAGAAGAACCCAAAUCUUCAAAGAAAAAGAAGCCAACGACAAAAACAGUCGAUCUUCAAGUUGAACAUUUCGUAUCAUCUCUGUCACAAGUUGAUUUGAACAAAGUUGUUGAGCGGGAGAAUGAAUUAAUAUCCCGUGACCGACAAGAAAAUGACCGUAUACAUGCAAUGAAUGCACUGGAGGAAUAUGUUCUUCAGACACGAAGUAAAUUAUAUAGUGAAUAUGAGACAUUUGUCACUGAUGAGGACAGGGGAUCGUUUGUAACGAAAUUGGAUGACGCCGAAGAAUGGUUAUACGAUGAAGGGGAAGACCAAAUAAAGAGCGUUUAUCAAGGAAAAUUAGAUUCACUAAAAAAAAUUGGUGAUCCUAUAAAUCUACGGUUUGAUGAAGCAAAAACCAGGCCUCAAGCAUUGGAGUCUUUCGGACACGAGAUUCAAUUGUGUCUAAAGUUUUUGGAUCUUUACAAACAAAAGGAUGAGAAAUAUGAUCACUUGGAAGCUAAUGAAAUUAAGAAAGUCGAAGAUGCUGUUUCAGAGAAGCAAAAAUGGUUGGAUGAAGUCUGGAAUAAAGUUAACAAGCAAGAACCUCAUGAAACACCUGCUGUAUUAACAGCUGCAAUACAAGAGGAGAAAAAGAAAUUUGAAAGUUUGUACACACCUAUUAUGAAUAAACCAAAACCUAAACCAAAGGAAGAGCCACCUAAGGACGAGAAGAAAGACGAGAAGAAGGAAGAGAAGGAGGAUAACAACGAUGAAACGAUUGAAGAUAAACCUGAGGCUGAGGAAAAUAAUGACAGUGAAGUAAAAGACGAAAAUCCACAAAAUAAUGAAAUGGACGUUGACUGAAUACCGUGAUCUGUCGAAAACAAGAAGCUUGCGUUAGUGUAAUGUGAAUAUUAUUCUCUGCUUUGCCCGCCAUGCGCUUAUUUGCAUUUUGAUAUCGUGCUUCACAAAUUAGACGCUGUCGUGUUAACGGUCAACCUUGACCAUUGCCUCUGUUUGAACGUCUGCUAGAUAUUUUCUUGAAGAUACAAAAUUUUGAAAAAUACACCGAAUGAAUCGAAUGAUACCAGAAUUUAAGAACUAUUAAAUACGUGAAUUAUGGCAAUACUUUUAAUUUACAUGCAUGUAAUUUAGAACAAAUAAGAAUUUUUAUCGCAUAUAGCGAAAUCACUGUUAUU